This is a messenger RNA of Colletotrichum karsti, 2256 nucleotides long. RefSeq lists its product as uncharacterized. The record is from RefSeq and is a predicted model, not a curated record. Bases 1 to 2256 code for a protein of 751 amino acids. NCBI's taxonomy places the organism in Eukaryota, Fungi, Ascomycota, Sordariomycetes, Glomerellales, Glomerellaceae. The transcript has 3 exons. Gene Ontology annotation, molecular function: protein binding.
AUGGGCCCGUCCCCGGACCGGCUGGGAUCGACACCCCGGCCAGGAGCACCCGGGCUCCGGUCGACGGCAUCGCUGCUAUGCAUCUCCUCCAUCCUGUCCAUGCUCGUGGCCCCGGCAGUCGCGCAGCAAGACCCGGUCAACAACUUCUGCAGACGUUUCGGACACCAGACGGCCGUGGUCGACAACAAACUCUACAUCGAUGGCGGGAUCAUCAACUGGAACAUGAUCGAGUCCCCGAGUAACUAUUCAAACCCAUACCUCCUCUACCAAGACCUCUCCGUAUCGGCACCCAACGUGGGCAUGCCCCCCCUCUACGCAAACCUCUCCAAGAACGGCACGAUCCCCUACACCAACGGCGGCGCCCUCUGGUCCGACAGCGUCAACAAGCGCCUCUACCUCUUCGGCGGCGAGCACAACGGCGAGCCCCCGUCCCCCUUCAACCUCUGGUCCUACGACAUCAUCAACAACCAGUGGGACUCCUUCGGCACCCCGCGCUCCGGUGUCGGCAUCUCCAAGGUCAGCUACGGCGCCGGCGUCUCGGUCGACGCGAGGGGGGAAGCCUACUACUACGGCGGCUGGCUCAGCAACGCCUCCGUCCAGAACUGGGGCGCCACGCCCCCGAUCGCCACCAACGGCCUCGUGAAAUACACCAUGGACUCCAACAGCUGGUCCAACAACACGGGCCCGGACAGCGUCCGCAGGGCCGAGGGCAGCCUGCACUACAUCCCGGCCGGGAGCGGCGGGAUGCUGGUUUACUUUGGGGGUCUCCAGGAUCCCGGGAACAACGGCACGAUGCAGGGACAGCCGAUGGACACCAUUUUCCUUUACGACAUCUUGAGCAGCAGGUGGUACACGCAGACGGCAACCGGUCAAAUCCCCGAGAUGAGGCGGCGUUUCUGCGCCGGGGCGACGUGGGCUGAGGAUCAGUCGUCCUACAACAUCUACAUGUACGGCGGCGCAACGGUCCCCGGCGUCCUCGGCGCGGGCUACGACGACGUCUACGUCCUCUCCUUGCCAACCUUUACCUGGGUGAAGCAGUACCCCGCCACAAACGGCACGGGCUCGAACCCUCACCACUCACUCUCCUGCAACAUCGUCCCCGGCCGCGCGCAAAUGAUCAUCAUCGGCGGCACGUUCCCGGCCUCGGACGAGUGCGACUACCCCGUGCAGUGGGGCACCCACAACGUCGACCUCGGGCGGCAGAACAAGAACAAGAGCAUCUGGGAGCUGUACUCGCCCAACAAGACGUCGUACUCGGUCCCGGACGACAUCAUCGCCGUGGUCGGCGGCAAUGGCAACGGCGGCGCGUCCAAGACCGCGCCGGCCAACGGGUGGAACCAGAACGACCUGGGUCUGAUGAUGGCCCAGACGGCGGAUAUCUCGGUCCGCACGCCGACGCGCAUGGUCUCACCCGCUGCGACGUCCACCGGCCGCGUGGGGACCUUCGUGACCGGCGCCAUCGUGGGCAUCGCCAUCGGCGCCGCGGCCGUCAUCGUCCUCUUCGCCCUGGCCUGCUUCUGCCUCGUCCGCAGACGCCGCCGCAUCAACCGGUACCACACCCCACGGGCACCGCGCCCGGGACACCCGUACCACACGCAGAGCAUGUCGGAAGCGUGGUCGCCGCCGCCCAUGACGCACAUGAGCCCCGUGGCGUCGCCGUACUCCCCGCCGUACGGCCACUCCCCCUUCACGCCGCCCCCGCCUCCCAUGUCCCCUCCGCCGCAGUCCGCGCAGACGGUGCCCCCGCACAUGGGCCCGCCCGUCGAGCUCCCCUCCGAGUCGCCCGGCCCGCCGACGAUAUCGACGGUGACGCCGGCGCCGGCGCCCUCGGGCCACGUAUCCUCGGGGGCCACGACGAUGGCGGCGCCCUCGAUGGCGCCGUCCUCGAUGACGCAGACCUCGGGGGUGAUGUACCCGCCGCAGCAGGCCUACUUCCCGGACCCGGCGACGCUCUCGAACCAGGUGCAGAUCGACGCCAACGGCAACAUGUGGGUGCCGCAGGUGAGCAUGGUGCAGGUGGCGACGGGAGGGGGCAGCCAGCACGGGACGCCGCCGGUGUACACGCCGCCGAUGGGGGACCGCAAGUCGCCGCUGCCGGGGAGGGACCAGCACCCGACGCCGCCCGUGGUGGAGGUGCAGCCGACGCCGCCGGCGGAGCUGCCGUCCUCGCCGCAGGAGCUGAGCGCGGAGGGGCCGGACGAUCGGGGGGCGGACGGGCAGCGGGGGUCAAAACACCAGACGUUUUACAACAAGUGA